AUGAUUACGUUCGACGACGGGCAAGUCCUGGGUGAAGUGAACGAGCCUUUGGAGGAAGCUUUGAGUCAAUUCGCUGAGCAUCGAUCAUGCCUCGACUUCGAAGUAUUCGCUCCCGUUCGAGCCAUCCGUGAGACUAUCACACGAGCCACGAAAGAGAAAGAGGCUAUUGUCCGGGUGCAGAUCAACGUUUACGGUCCGAGUGGAAUGGGUGAAUCUGUAGGCCGGGAACUUUCUCGACAGAAGAUAUAUCUUCAAAGACCUGAUUACAUGCGCCCAGGAGCGGAGCACGACAAUCCACAUGUCCUCAAGCUUGAUGACCGACCAAGUGCUGUACCAGAAGUCAGCGUCAUUGUAGAAGAGACGGCACCCGAGAAGGGCGCCGAUGACGUGCUGAAAGAUGCGAUCGCCGACGUCUACUCGUCACUCACGCGAGAGCAGCAUUUGCGAGGCCUCGAAGGUGACUCGCGACUCAGAACUACACUGUUACCACACCAGAAGACAGCCCUCGAGUUCAUGAUCGAACGAGAGAAUGGUCCGAUAUCCGAAGCCUAUCGCUUGUGGGAACCAACGAUGGUGGAUGGGCUGAGCUGCAAUCGACAUGCCACAACGGGCUUGAUCUGCAGGCUUGAACCACCCGACGAGACCGGCGGCGGAAUACUUGCCGAUGAAAUGGGAAUGGCUUCUUCCGACCUCAUGAUCAACGAAUGGUUUCAGGAGCUGGACAAGCAUUUCGAUCGGCAGACUCUUCAAGCUCUUCGCACGAUCAAAUAUCAUGGCCCUAACCGAGACAGGUCAGUCGCGACUCUUCGCGAUGCUGAUAUCAUAAUCACCACAUAUCACACACUCGCAGCCGAACUUGCCAGCUCCACGGCACUCAUCAGUGACAUUGACUGGUAUAGGCUGGUGCUAGACGAAGCGCACAUCAUUCGACGGCAGUCAACGGGGCUCAACCGAGCCGUUUCCAGCAUUCAGGCCCACUCGCGAUGGUGUCUAACCGGGACUCCUAUUCAAAAUCGUCUUGAGGAUAUCGGAUCUCUUCUGUCAUUUCUUCGUAUCGAGCCUUUUCAUGCUCUUGCGACUUUCAGGAAACACAUUGCGCUCCCUUUCGACGAGGGUGGCAAGACCAGAAACGGUGCCAUUGAACGCUUUACCCGACUUUUAGAUGCUGUGUGCCUUCGCCGUACCAAAGAUCUACUGCAUCUUCCAGACUUGGAAAAUAUCAUUCGGACUGUCAGACUCUCUCCUGGCGAGCGAAAUCAGUAUGAGCAAACUCACAAUACGAUGUGGCGGGCGAUCCGACACCAACAUGGCGUGCUCGAUUCGAAGAGCACACUAGGGAUGUUCCAAGUGCAGCUCCAGCUACGCAUCAUUUGCAACCAUGGAACUUGGCAGCAAUUAUUCUCCUGGAAUCGCCGCAAACUGCAUUUGUUGGACGAGAGAGAAGCCAUUGAAGUAUCUCUAGGCAGGGAAAGCGAGAGAACGUGCUCUGCCUGUCAUGGAAGCAUGCCAGUGUUUGGCACUGGAACCAGUUUUCACCAGUAUGAAGAGUGUCGCCACAUUUUGUGUUCGGAAUGUGUUGACGGCAGCAUGUCUCCCGGUCAAGACACGCGUCCGAGUCGGUGUCCCAUGUGCUCUGCACUUUGGUGUCCAUCUACAAAUAAGCAUAGCCAGAAGUACGGAUCUCAGGAAGAUUUAUACUUUCGACCAGAGGGGCAUUCAUCGAAACUGGACAUGCUUAUGAACGACGUUAUGUAUGACGUCUACAGCACAAAGAGGUGA
Messenger RNA from Parastagonospora nodorum SN15, 1779 nucleotides. RefSeq lists its product as hypothetical. Lineage: Eukaryota; Fungi; Ascomycota; Dothideomycetes; Pleosporales; Phaeosphaeriaceae. The record is from RefSeq and is a predicted model, not a curated record. Gene Ontology annotation, molecular function: ATP-dependent chromatin remodeler activity; ATP binding. The coding region runs from base 1 to 1779 and encodes 592 amino acids. The transcript is spliced from 2 exons.